AUGGAUGUUUCUGAUGAAGACGACGAGGAAUGUUUUGGUUCUCGUUUCAACGACGAUGUUGAAUCCGAAGAAGAAGAAGAAGAGGGUUUUAGUUUCUUCGACGAUGUUGUUGAAGAAGAAGAGGGCUUUGCGUCUGAUUUCUACAAGGCUGGUUCUGACUGGUCCUGUUUGGUGGAAGACGAAGAGACCGAUAAGGUUACUCCUGAGAGUAAGAAGUUGAAACAAUCGAACUUGUUUCAGAUUUGGGGUUUACAAAAGACUACUCCCGAAUCGAAGAAGAAUAUGAAACAAACAAACUUGUUUCAGAUUUGGGGUUUGCAAAAGUCUUCUCCUUCCGCUUCGCCUGCUUCGUCGUCGGCGAAAAAGACGACGACUGCUUCAAGAAAGAGACUUAGGAACUCUUCGUUUUCAAGUGACUCGCCUCGACAAUGCCCUUUUUAUAAGAAACUUCCAGGAACACCCUUUACUGUCGAUGCAUUUCGCUAUGGCUGUGUUCAAGGAUGCUCUGCUUAUUUCCUUACUCACUUUCACGCUGAUCAUUACAUUGGUCUCACUAAAGCUUGGUCUCAUGGUCCAAUUUACUGCUCCUCACUCACUAGUCGUCUUCUUAGACUUAGCCUCUCUGUUAAUCCCUCGUUUAUCCAUGCAUUGGAGCUAGACGUAGAGCACACUAUCAAUGGGAUCAAAGUCACUUUGAUUGAAGCUAAUCAUUGCCCUGGUGCUGCUCUUAUUCACUUUCGUCUCUUAGAUGGAACAUGUUAUCUGCAUACCGGAGAUUUCAGGGCUUCUAAACAGAUGCAAACUCAUCCUCUCCUCUUAAACCAACGAGUUCAUGUGCUGUAUCUGGAUACAACCUAUUGCAAUCCGAGAUACAAAUUCCCCUCUAAAGAAGAUGUAUUAAGUUAUGUUGUGAGAAUCACAAAGGAGUUCCUCAGGAAGCAACCAAGGACACUGAUUGUGGUUGGUUCUUAUAGCAUUGGGAAAGAAUGUGUUUAUCUAGCUCUUGCCAAAGCGCUUGGGGUUAAGAUAUUUGCAAAUGCUUCAAGAAGACGGAUACUGCAAUCUUUUGGUUGGGAUGAUAUUUCAAAGAAUCUUUGUACAGAUGGGAAAGCCACAUGUCUUCAUGUUCUGCCUAUGUCAGCACUGAGAGUUGAAAGACUCGACGAACACUUGAAGCUUUAUAGAGAACAGUAUGGAGCAGUUUUGGCAUUUAGGCCCACAGGUUGGACUUACUCCGAGAAGAUAGGUGAACACCUUGAUCUGAUAAAACCAACUUCAAGAGGGAAUAUCACCAUUUAUGAACUUCGUGAGUUUGUUCAAUUUCUAAGGCCGGAUAAGAUUAUUCCUACAGUGAACAUCUCAAAUGCUGAAAGUCGCGAGAAAAUGCAGUCGUGUUUCAGAGAAUGGCUCAGACGCUAA
This is a messenger RNA of Thlaspi arvense, 1419 nucleotides long. The record is from the annotation of a GenBank genome assembly. Lineage: Eukaryota; Viridiplantae; Streptophyta; Magnoliopsida; Brassicales; Brassicaceae.